UCUUUGGAGAGGUGGUGAAGGCGCCGUGCCGAGCCGGGACGGAGGAUGAGGAGGAGGAGGAGGAGGCGGGCAGGAGGGAGACUCCCGAGGACAGGGAAGUCCGGCGGCAGCUGGCGCGGAAGAGAAAUGGGAGAAAAGUUAAGUGACCCCGGACGCCCACCCACCACGUAAAUCGGCAGUUGUGAAGACGGUGCCACGGUGGUUUCCCCUCCUCCCGCCCCUAGGCACGGCCCAGUACGGCCUUCCACCUCGGCAGAGUGCGUCUCAGACGACUUAGGGAGGUGCGGCUUCUUCGAAGACAGACAAAAACAUCUCUGGAAGUUUCUCUGCUAGAAAAAUAUCCUUGUUCCAAGUUUAUAAUUGCUAUAGGAAAUAAUGCAGUAGCAUUUUUGUCAUCGUUUGUUAUGAAUUCAGGCGUCUGGGAAGAAGUUGGUUGUGCUAAACUCUGGAAUGAAUGGUGUAGAACAGUGGACACUGCACACCUGUCCCCUUCAGAGGCUUUUUGUGUGUUUUAUCACCUAAAAUCAAAUCCCUUGGUGUUUGUCUGUCAGUGCAGUUGCUAUGUUGCUGAAGAUCAGCAGUAUCAGUGGCUGGAAAAGGUUUUUGGCUCUUGUCCAAGGAGGAACAUGCAGAUAACUAUUCUCACAUGUCGGCAUGUCACUGACUAUAAAACCUCAGAAUCUACUGGCAGCCUUCCUUCUCCUUUCCUGAAAGCCCUAAAAACUCAGAAUUGCAAGGACACUGUCUGUUGCUCACUGCUAGAACAGCCGAACAUCGUGCAUGGCCUUCCUGCGGCAGUUCUAAGUUACUGUCAAGUAUGGAAAAUCCCUGCCAUUCUGUAUUUGUGUUAUACUGAUGUGAUGAAAUUAGACCUCAUUACCGUGGAAGCUUUUAAGCCUAUACUUUCUUCCAGAAGCUUGAAAGGCUUGGCUAAGAAUAUCCCGCAGGGCACAGAGAUACUGAAGAAAUUGAUGACAACAAAUGAGAUUCAGAGUAACAUUUAUACGUGAUCCCAAAGAUUGUUCUGUAAUGUCUUCUACACUGUGUCUAACUGUAGCCACCCCAGGCUCCAGAAGCAUCCAGUCCUUCCAGGGGAGCAGUGCGCACUGCUUUGAGGGCUACUCUGGAGGUGCUGUGUUCUGAGGGUGAUAAAAUGGAAUAAACUUUAAAAAGUU
Molecule: messenger RNA, 1175 nt
Organism: Sciurus carolinensis (gray squirrel)
Lineage: Eukaryota; Metazoa; Chordata; Mammalia; Rodentia; Sciuridae
Gene: Psmg1
Product: proteasome assembly chaperone 1
Exons: 8
Coding region: 405-1010 (201 amino acids)
Biological process (GO): proteasome core complex assembly
Cellular component (GO): endoplasmic reticulum
Molecular function (GO): proteasome binding
Source: RefSeq, a predicted model, not a curated record